GACAUCCAUAUUUAGUAAAUUAGGAUGGAAGCUAUUGACAAAUUAUUAAUUGAAGUCCCUGAAGGGUGAGGUGUUGGAGAAGAUCUGGUUCAACAUCCUUCUUGUAAUUUACCAUUUUGUCAUCCAGGAAGGUUCUUGCACUAAAAUAAUUCAUUGAACAAAACAACAACAUCCCUGCCUUUUCUGCUUGUUCUCUCCUCACUGAUGCCACCAUGUUUGGGAGGAGUUGACUCGAUGGGGAAACCUGAGCUGUUAUUUUUAUCCGAUUAGGUUUUUGUUAAAACCAGAAAAUCAAGGUUAUCAUUUGUAAUAAAUGUUCUAACGGAAAAUGUUUUCCCUGCUAAAUACCUGCCGUUCAAUGAUGCCAACUUGUAAGAUCUAAGGGUGAUAAUGAUAUUGUUUUCCUUGUGUUUUGGGAUAUGUUAUAUGGUUCCUUGAUAGUUUCAUAAAUCAAGGUAUUUAGUUACAUUGAAGUAGAAACAUGGCUAAUAUUAAUAAAACAUGUAAAAAGUAAGAAACUCUCAAAGUAAGAAAAUUAAUGGAAAAAAAAUUAUCCUAAUAACUUAAAUUCUCAAAAACAUACGUAACAUUUAGAUUUAUCAUUUAAAGUCAUCAGGAGGUAAGUUGCUGGAAGAAGAAGCUCGGGGUUAAAAUAUCUUUCAGUGCAGAUUUCCAUCGGUGAGGAGGAGCUGUCAGACAGGUGAGCCACAGGUGGGUGUGUAUAAAUACCUGGUGGUUUUGCUUUGGGAGCAGAUCUGUUGAGAAUCCGUUUGGAGUCAUGGCUUUCAGGCUGAUCGCUGUGGCUGUGCUGCUGCUCUGCACUCAAGAAUGUGUGGCACAGCUAUCUGAUUGUGGUCAACCAGCUCUGAACACCAGGAUUGUUGGAGGACAGGAUGCUAAAGCAGGGUUCUGGCCCUGGCAGGUCAGUCUGCAGACAUCUGCACACUUCUGUGGAGGAUCACUCAUCAACAACCAGUGGGUGCUGACGGCAGCUCACUGUUUUCCAAGUGGCAGCGCAUCUGGUGUGAGCGUGGUUCUGGGUCUUCAGAGUCUGCAGGGAUCCAACCCCAACUCUGUGUCUCGAACAAUAACAACUUUAAUCAAUCAUCCGAGCUACGACUCAGUGACAAAGGAAAACGACAUCGCCCUCCUGCAGCUCUCCUCACCAGUAAACUUCACCAGCUACAUUUCUCCAGUCUGUUUGGCUUCCACUGGCAGCACCUUCUUUAGCGGCAUCAACACCUGGGUCACCGGGUGGGGCAACAUUGCAAGUGGAGUUUCCCUUCCUGCCCCACAAACCCUCCAGGAAGUACAAGUACCGAUUGUGGGGAACAGACAGUGUAAGUGCAACUAUGGAGCCAGCUCCAUCACCGAUAACAUGAUGUGUGCCGGGUUACUUGAAGGAGGCAAAGACUCUUGUCAGGGAGACUCAGGAGGUCCACUGGUGAUUAAGCAGAACAACCGCUGGAUCCAAGCAGGAGUUGUGAGUUUUGGAGUAGGUUGUGCUCAACCUAAUUACCCCGGAGUCUACUCAAGAGUGUCCCAGUACGAGACCUGGAUCAACAAUCAAACCACCACCAAUCAGCCGGGAUUUAUCGUCUUCACCUCAUCAGGAACAGACAGUGAUCUCAGCGUUUCAUGUCCAGGAGUUCCGCCAAUUACUACGACCACAGCUACAAUGACUGCAACAACUUAUGUACCCCCAACAACUUCAACAACCACUAAACCUCAAACUACAACAACUUUUAUACUCCCAACAACUACUACAACAACCACGAAACCUUCAAGUACAACAACUUAUGUACCGCAAACAACAACAACUACAACAACUGGUACACCUCCGACUAAAACAACCUAUGUACCCUCAACAACUACUACAACAACCACCAAACCACAAACAACAACAACAACGUAUGUACCCCAAACAACAACGACAACAACUGGUACACCUCCAACUAAAACAACUUAUGUACCCUCAACAACAACUUCAAACACAGGUAAACCUGCAACUACAACAACUUAUGUACCCUCAACAACAACUUCAAACACAGGUAAACCUGCAACUACAACAACUUAUGUACCCUCAACAAUAUCUACAACAACGUAUGUACCGCAAAUAACAACUGCAACAAGCACUAAGCCUAUAACUACAACUUAUUUAUCCCAAACAACAACUACAACAACUGCCAAAUCUACAUCUACAACAAUUUACGUACCCCAAACUCCAACUCCAACAAGCAUUAAUCCUACAACUACAAAUUAUUUAUCCCAAACAACUACAAUAACUGCUAAACCUACAUCUACAACAACUUACGUACCCCAAACUGCAACGACUACAGAUAAACCUACAACUACGGCAACUUAUGUACCUCGAAUAGCAACUACAACAACCAUAAUUACAACAACCACAACUCCUACUAAACCUACAACCACCACCACAAGUUCAACCACUACGACCAUCAUUACAACAAAAGCGACGACCCAACCACCAACUGCCGCACCCAUAGCUGUGGUUUGUGGACUGGCAAACCUGAACUCCCGAGUUCUUGGUGGAAGUUCAGUAGUAACUGCAGGUCAGUGGCCGUGGAUGGCGAGUCUGCAGAAGAAUGGACAGCACGUGUGUGGAGGGACACUAGUUUCUCUGGAUUCUGUGCUUAGUGAUGCUAACUGCUUCUCGAGUUCUCCUGUGGCGUCUGAGUGGACGGUUGUGUUGGGUCGUCUGAAGCAAAACGGAUCAAACCCUUUUGAGGUGUCCUUGACAGUGAAGAGCAUCACUCUGAGCAACCAGACAGGCUCCAAUGUUGCUGUGCUGCAACUCUCCUCCGCACCCGUCCUGAAUGAUUACAUCCAGCCCAUCUGUCUGGACAAUGGAAGAACUUUUCCUGUGGGAACAACAUGCUGGGCUGCAGGCUGGAGUUCUGGACAGGGAGGAGUGGAGCAACUUAUGCAGGAGUUCCAGACAUCUGUGUUAGACUGUGGGACAAGUUCUACAAGUGACAGCAUUUGCACAGAAAUAUUCACACUGGAGCAGGGUGACUCUGGAGGUCCGCUCAUGUGUAACCUGGAUGGGUCUUGGUACCAAUCGGCUGUGUUGUCAUAUGUAAACGGCACAUCCAGGGCAAAACGGGCUACACCCAUGAUGGUUUUUGAAAAACUGACCAACUUUCAAGACUUCCUUUUGCGCACAGUGGGAACAUUCUUGUCUCCAACCACCACCAGCACAAAUGCCACCAAUACUACAGCAUCUACCAAUUCCACCAACUCUACUUCAACUCCUCUGGCUUCAAACGCUACAGAGGGAACUCCAUUUUCCUUCAGCUUCCACCUCCUCAUCCUCUCUUUGUGUUUUCUAAUCGUCUCACAUAACAGUUGAACUUUUCCAGAAUUACAUGAUGUGAAGUCCUCAAAUUAGUUCAUUUUGUUUCCUGGUUGACUACAUUUUUUGUUGACAUACAAAACUAUGGCCGAAUCAGAGUUCCUCCCCUGUCCCAACGGCUUCUCCCUACCCCUACAUUUAGACCUCAAAAUGGAGAGUAGAGAUGUGCAAAAAGUGGAUAUUAUUAUUGCUUGAUGACAUCAUCAAUAAUCGCUGGUCACCUAGGUUAGCGCGUGACUGCCAGGGCUCAGUAAAAUAAAAAAAGCAAUAUCAGUUUUAUAACUUUAUAAAGAAAUGCAAAAUUAAAAAGCCAUUCCUUACAUUUAAAUGUAAACUUGUGUGCAUCAGAGCACACCCUCAUGAAGAACCGCAUUAGAUCACCCUACAGGCAUAGCCAUAAGUCACUAUGACUCGUCUUUAAAAAAACAAGUUCCCACACCUCUACCGCUCCAGAUGCCCCCACAACAGGGAUGAGCCAGAGAGGCAGGGGGAGGAAUUUGGAGGUGAACAACAGUAUGUCCAUUAAUGUCAAAGAGCCUGUUGUUCUGGUACUGUUGGACCUAACAUCAGCGUUUGACAUGGUGGACCAUACAGACCUGUCUCUACUAGAGCAUCACGUCGGUUUUGUGGUGACUGGUUUAAGUCUUAUUUACCAUGGAGAAGUUUUUCGGUCAGGACUGGUGAGGCAUCCUCAUCUGUGGCUCUUUGGUCCUGUGGGGUACCUCAAGGUUCUAUCCUUGGCCCUGGUCUUUUUUCUCUAUAUCUGCUGCCACUUGGUUCUGUCGUUGAUGGUAACUAAAAGUUUAAUGUAGACUGAACAGAUUUUUAUGUAAAUUUUUAUGACAUCUGUUGUUUUCCAGGAAGAUUUACUCAGUUUCUAAAUUGCAAUACUCUGCAAUCAUUUCUUUAAAUACUGGUAAAAAGAUGUUUUUUACUUUGUGCAAUAUUUUGAUGCUUACAUUGAAUUAAUUCUUCAUAGUAUUAGCAUAUUAAUGUUUUAACAUUUUUCCUGUAAAGAUGAAUAAUUUAUUUCAUAUAUAAAACACAUAUAAUAAAAUAAAAUUGUGACUCUAUGUAUUCAUGAAUACAACUGUUUUAUAUUGUUCCUUUUUUAACAAUAUUCCAUUUGAUUAAGGCUGAAAUUCUUAGACUCGUAUUGAAAACUAGAGUUGAACUGAGAAUUUAAACUGGAAAAGUUGAGGACCAGAGCUGGAGAAUGCUGGUUUGAUUCAAGCUAUGCUGUUCACCUUUUGACACAUCCCAUCAGGGGUCCUCACAUCAAAUCACCUUUCACUGAUUUGCAUAGGCACAUCUUCAUAUUUUAUCCACAAACAUUAAAUAGCAAAACGUUGGGGAAGUAUUAAAUAUUGACUAGUAUGAACUGUUUUCAUUAUUUUGUUUGUGAGUCGAUCCACAAAGCAGCAAAAGUUUGUGGGUGUGGUCAACUUUGUCAAAUUCGCUAUAAUUUUUCAGCGGUCGAGGGCAAUGACCAAAACCCGCACCCCCAGGCUCAGAUGUGAUCCCCUGCUCCAGC
Messenger RNA from Oryzias melastigma (Indian medaka), 4910 nucleotides. RefSeq names its product transmembrane protease serine 9. Bases 779 to 3373 code for a protein of 864 amino acids. Gene Ontology annotation, molecular function: serine-type endopeptidase activity. The transcript is spliced from 10 exons. Gene Ontology annotation, biological process: proteolysis. Lineage: Eukaryota; Metazoa; Chordata; Actinopteri; Beloniformes; Adrianichthyidae. The record is from RefSeq and is a predicted model, not a curated record.